This is a messenger RNA of Iphiclides podalirius (scarce swallowtail), 846 nucleotides long. The record is from the annotation of a GenBank genome assembly. NCBI's taxonomy places the organism in Eukaryota, Metazoa, Arthropoda, Insecta, Lepidoptera, Papilionidae.
AUGGAUACCUCAAGACCGAAGACGACUUACUACUAUAUUGCGCCAUUAUUUGCUGGUGCUAUGGCUGGCAUAUCUGUAGAUUUGACACUGUAUCCGUUGGACACACUGAAGACGCGUUUGCAGAGCGAGAAAGGUUUUCAGAAGGCUGGCGGUUUCCGUGGGGUUUAUAAAGGGUUGGCAACUGUGGCCGCAACCUCGAUGCCCACAACGGCGUUGUUCUUCGUCUGCUACGAGACCACCAAGAGUUUGGUACAACCGCUGGUGGCGCCACAGUACGCACCAAUGGUUCAUAUGUUCGCCGCAAGCAUCGGCGAAGUGCUGGCCUGCGUGAUCCGCGUGCCCACGGAGAUAGCGAAGCAGCGUAAGCAGACCCACGUUGGGGCGAAGAGCCUCAGCGCGAUAUCCAUUCUAACGGACGCCUACAAGGCGGAAGGAUUCACGCGAGGGUUGUACCGCGGCUUCUUCUCCACGGUGGCGAGGGACAUACCCUUCAGCAUCAUCGAGCUGCCACUCUGGGAGAUGCUGAAGACGAUGGUGAGGGAGAGGAACGGCGGCGAGAUCAACGGAUUCCAGAGCGCGUGCUGCGGCUCCGUUGCGGGGGGUUUGACGGCGGUCGCCACCACCCCGCUGGACCUCGCGAAGACGAGGAUCAUGCUCGCCGAAGACUACGCGGCCACGAGGAAGCUCCGCAUCAGGCCGGUGCUGGCGAGCAUAUACCUGGAGUCGGGUUUGCGGGGGCUGUUCGCCGGCGCCCUGCCCAGGAUGGCGGCCUUCACGCUGGGCGGCUUCGUGUUCUUCGGCGUCUACGAGGACUCGAAGCGGCUGGUGGAGAAGUGCCUGGACAGA